Dicrocoelium dendriticum is the source of this 3591-nucleotide messenger RNA. NCBI's taxonomy places the organism in Eukaryota, Metazoa, Platyhelminthes, Trematoda, Plagiorchiida, Dicrocoeliidae. The record is from the annotation of a GenBank genome assembly.
CCCGCCAUUCCACUUGAUGGACGCUCCACACAGUAAUAUGCAAAUAAGUCAUUGUAGUUCGUCUUGCAUUAUAGAAACAACUGUGAACUUAACGGAUUCACAAUGUACAUUGGAUUACAGUUUUUAUGUUACAGUACCUUUCACCACAGACACAACUGAGCUUAAGAACAUUAAUAAACACUGGCCUAUCCUAAAUAGAUGGCGUUAACCAAGUUUUUGCUUAAGUUAUUCGCAGUCUCUUUAGUCAGCACCGCACGCGCUGUACUUCCUCGUGGUGCGGUUGAGUCCGUGAAUACUAGGGUUUGUACCAUGGAGAGGAGUGAAGUAAUUUCGUGUAACGUUUUUAACGACCACUUUGGAAGUCACUGCAAUUCUGGUCAUAGUUCGUCUGCCGUUAAAGGCCUUUCAGUUGGGUUGAUUGGAUCGCAUUCCCCUACCGACGUCAUCUCCGAAGACUUUAAUUCUUGUGCUUCAAACACUUACGAUGAGUACUUUGAUGUUAACAGUGAUAAAGAAGGUAAAACCCUGCGAACCUCUUCCACGUUGGAAGAGUUACGGAAGCUCUUGGCAAACAUCAAGUGCAGUUCCAGGCUCUCGCUACCCAGAAGUUUGGUCCUUGAUCUACCGAAAUCUGAUAAUUUUGGUUUCGUCACUAAAUCUCUGGGUGAGGUGACUGGAAGAACUUUCCAUCACUCAGUUGAUAAGUAUUACGAUGAAUCGGACCAUGUGCACGCUGUUCGGGGCUACACGAAGAACGAACAGCGUGCUGAUAAGCUUUCGCUCAUUUCUCGGCCAGUAGCAGCUCGUCUCCCUAUUCGACGCCUUGAGGAUGUAAUAUAUUGUCCGUCCGGCUCAAUCCCUCGGCAGACAUCUUACUCUUCAUCUUCCGGAAGCUUGAUCGGUAACAUUGACAGUCUUUCUUUCCAACCGGAUGGUGUUGUAAUGAGCGGCGGAAGUCAGUCGGUUUUCCAUCCGUCAUUCACUUUGGAUAGACUAAUGGAAUCCGAUGAGUCAGAUCCAGAUAAAGGUCCCACGUCUCAGUUUCGCCGGACUCAUUCUGUUGAAGAGGAUCAGGUCACGCGACAGAAGUUACCUUCGGAGACCAAAAUCUCUUCGACCGCAAGUACUCUGCAUAACUCGGUAGAGCAUUCGAAUGUGUCACAAACCCCACCUACCUUGUCGACCGAUCGUGCUCCCGACAUUUUAUCAUCAGCUAAACCUCAUGGACCAGUAAACUGUUUGAAAGAUUCCACUCCUAUUGAUGAUGCGUCAAAUAAUCUACCAAACGAAUCCCAAACAAAAUACGAAAGGUCCCUGCAAUCUUCGCGUUAUACUGCUUCACGACCGUCUCAUCUUAGUCCCUUGGGUUACCCGACUUCCGCUGAACUUGACUCUGACUUCUUCGUUUCUGAAAAUGAGGACAGACCUCGUCAACCAGAUAGUGCUUCAACUGUUGAUGCCGGAGAUCACUCCACAGACCUUAUAGACAUGACAGCAACUAUGCCGGCUAUGCAGGGUUCCCCCUCGAAUACUGCGGAGUCAAUUAUCCCAGCCUCGCCAGAAUAUCUGCACACAGGAUCAGGUUCAGCCGAUGAAGAGUUCACUUUGGUUACCGGAAGAAAGCACCGGAGAAAACAGAAGCAUCAGUCAAGACAAACCAACGAUGGGUUAUACUUCCCUCGAACAAACCAUACUCGCGAUUCUAGCGCCGGUAUCUUGCUACAAAGGCCGUCUGUUGCCAACGAUUAUGCAUCUUUCCCAGUGGCCCAACGUUUCACUGCUAAUCGGUUUCCAUUACAACCCACACGAACUGGGGCCUCGAGUAUUGGUGAUCGGACCAAAGUCCGGUACCUUAACCCAAAUCAUUCUGUGGUGAAAUCGCCUCUUUCUUUCAACAGUAGCUCCUUCGCUGACUCUGUGAUUUCAGAUAAGUAUGCUAUGGUUCAGUGCCCUUCACGUUUGGACCUCAACCGCUGCGACAUUUCUGAAGCCGGUGUCAGUGAUCAAACAGCUUCACUUUCUGCAACCUUAAGUCAUAACAAAAAGCCAAGUUCAGUACUCAAACCACCGUUCUGCUAUAUUCCUCUUCCAAAUGCCGAUUUAUCCUCAUCCAAUUUUCCGACAAGUAAACCGGAACAAGCCUUACGCAUAUUCGGCUCUUUAACAUCUGGUUCUCCUCCAGUUGUUAGUCGGCUAUCCGCCGAUCAACACGAACAUCUCAUUACGUUUUUGUUCACUGGUUGGAACUUGUUCAAGAAACAGUACGCAAGUGUUUAGCUUUUCAGACAUUUGUUGCUUUUUAGUCUGGUGCUAUUGCGUUUCCUCUAUCGUUUUCAAUGAGCGUAAGCCCUUAGCACGCUCAGCAUUCAUUCUAUUGUGCUACAGCUGUGUUAGAGUACCGCUCCCUAUGUGCCGAUGUAUGUAGAUUUACAUUUCGCUGUAACCCCUACAGCACGCAUAGCUCAAUUGUAGAUUUAGUCCUAUUUUUACUGACGUGAGUAUUCGAUGUGUCUAAAGUUUACAUAUUCUCUUUUCCAUUGUUAGUUGUUUUGAUUAUUCGGCGUUUUUAUCGGUCGGCCUUUUAUGUACUCUUGAAAAAUCUUAUCCCGGUCGUGAUUUUUCCAGUCUUUCCGCCGUCCACCCUACUUGAUUUUAACUCCAUUUUGUAGGCACCUCGCAACGCCUGUUUGCCUUUACCUUCCUUAUAACAAUUGUCUUCUUUAUACCAGCGAUAUCAGACCAUUUUUUCAUGAUUACGUUGGGCUCAUAUUGUGCUUUCCUUUUCCCUUGGCUGAAUGACCCUUGAUGUUUUCUUUCGCUUACGUCUUUCUUUACAGCAGUUGAAGUAUUGUAACCCAUAAUUUUACGCUUCCUUGCUCAUCCUUUUUCUACCUGCUUUCAUACUCAACUGUUAGUACUGUACGCUUGAGCACUCACUCGGACCUUGUUACAUGAGGCUUGUACCAUUUGGUCAGUUCAUUUCGCCUACAACUGAGAUAGUUCGUAAUUUGUUAGUUCUUAUUUAGUUCAAUAGAUUUUUGCGCCAUUUUCUUUUUCCUAAACUACUUCCAUCUGUUUGGCAGUUUUCUAUUUGAAGAUCGUUCAGUUUCUUCCCGGUCUUAUGGCUGUCUGACCAAAUCGUUCGAUAACCCGUAACAUUUUGAUUUUCCAUUUGUUGUAGUUAUUAGUCGCUCGUCAUCUAAACUGAUUUGGAGGCUAACGCCUCCUUGUGCUCCACUUUAGAUGUGUUAUCUCACUUUAUACUGGGUGCAUUAUUUUAUUGCGUGUGAGUCUUACGCACGCCUUCUUUAGAUCGGACAUAAAUGUUCGGCAAAUCUGACCCAGUGCAUAUGCUAGUACACACUGCGCAUCGAUCCUUCUAAUUGAACUGAGCUCGCACUUAGUGGACUAGUUCGCUGCGGACCGUCACUGGGGGAAUAAUGCUUAUAGGAGAGAAUGAUUCACACUAUUGUCUUGUGCACAUAGCUUUUCCGUUCCUGCACCGUGAAUAUCGUAAUUUCACUUCUGCCAUACGUAGGCCAUCUCCAGCGUUCUUUCGUUCAUCACCUAUAUACAAAUCUCAAGAUAGGU